CUCCCACUCCCCCUCACUGUUUACCCCCUUGCAAAGCUAGCAGGCAUGUAUACAAGAAUCUCCAAGAAGGUAAAUGCUCUGCUGAAUGCAUAUGCUCAGAUGCCAAAUGGGGAUCCGAAAUUCGAGCUUCAUACGAUUUGUGGUGUGAAUGAUCGUGUCUGCGGCCCUACUUCCUUUCCUCCUAAGUAUGGCCACUCUCAUGUCAAUUUCGUGGCUACUCCCAAAAGCCCUUGUGGUGGUCCUGCGGCUUUGUUUUUUGCUGAAAUUAGCAACAAUGACCAAGACGACGAGUCCUUCUGUUGCCAUGUUGCUCUGCCUCCGCCAUGUGCUGCACAAAUUCGGUGUCUUUACUGUGAGUACAUUGGGACUAGAAUUGUGCAUCCAGCCGGGAUAGACUUCCAUGGGCGUGAGUCGGAGUUUGAGAAGAUGGCCUGCGGAAAAGACCCCCGUAACGGUGAAAAUGUUCCUCCAUGGAGGGCACCAUACUACAGCAACUCGCAAAUCAUCAACAAUAGGCGCAGCUUCGCAGAGAAUGUUUAUGGCAGAAAGAAAGAAGAUAGCCUCUAUGAUGACUUGGAUGAGCACAAGAGUGUGGAUCUGGGGUCCAUUAGUAUUCGACAACUAUUUUUAGAAAUCUAGAGUUCUGUCAAAGCUACACAAGACUGAGUAUGAUGUGUAGUUCUGUGACUAUGCAAAACAAGUUAAGUUUAUGUUGUCUUAGAGGUAGGAUAGUGCUCGUGAAAUCUAACAAGUGGUUAUUGUACUAGUAUUACAAUA
Molecule: messenger RNA, 777 nt
Organism: Aegilops tauschii subsp. strangulata
Lineage: Eukaryota; Viridiplantae; Streptophyta; Magnoliopsida; Poales; Poaceae
Source: RefSeq, a predicted model, not a curated record